Messenger RNA from Pteropus alecto (black flying fox), 545 nucleotides. It is a transcript of the gene RPLP2, whose product is annotated as ribosomal protein lateral stalk subunit P2. Gene Ontology annotation, cellular component: cytosolic large ribosomal subunit; ribosome. The transcript has 5 exons. The record is from RefSeq and is a predicted model, not a curated record. The coding region runs from base 163 to 510 and encodes 115 amino acids. Gene Ontology annotation, biological process: cytoplasmic translational elongation. Gene Ontology annotation, molecular function: structural constituent of ribosome. Lineage: Eukaryota; Metazoa; Chordata; Mammalia; Chiroptera; Pteropodidae.
AGCACCUCCUGACGUCACUCGGAGGCGCCCUCACGGCGCACGGCGCGCGACUCCCGGAGGCUUCUGGGUAGCGGAUUAACCCCGCCCCUCGCGCCGGCGCUUUCCUUUUCCUUCCUGACGCCGCUGAGGUCGCACGCGCGAGGCCUCUCCGCAGCUGCUGAGAUGCGUUACGUUGCCUCGUACCUGCUGGCAGCCCUCGGGGGCAAUGCCUCCCCCAGCGCCAAGGACAUCAAGAAGAUUCUAGACAGCGUGGGCAUCGAGGCGGACGACGACCGGCUCAACAAGGUUAUCAGUGAGCUGAGCGGAAAAAAUAUCGAAGACGUCAUCGCCCAGGGGAUUGGCAAGCUGGCCCGUGUCCCUGCCGGUGGGGCUGUAGCCGUCACUGCGGCCCCAGGAUCUGCGGCUCCUGCUGCUGGUUCUGCCCCGGCUGCAGCAGAGGAGAAGAAGGACGAGAAGAAGGAGGAGUCGGAGGAGUCGGAUGAUGACAUGGGAUUUGGCCUGUUUGAUUAGUGUCCUGCUCCCGUGAAUAAAGCCCUUUUUACAGA